Molecule: messenger RNA, 400 nt
Organism: Notodromas monacha
Lineage: Eukaryota; Metazoa; Arthropoda; Ostracoda; Podocopida; Cyprididae
Source: the annotation of a GenBank genome assembly
AUGCCGGAAGAAAGUCAGUUGAAUCGUUCGCGAUCACGUACAGCGAGACCGAAGCCAUUGUAUCAGUGGGACAACGCGGACGUUGUCAAAUGGCUCAACAAAAAGAUUAACGUUGAGAAUCGUCAGGCGUACAAAGACGCCUUCGAGAAGCAUGACAUUACGGGCAAGGCCUUGACGCACAUGACGGAAAUCACGCUGAUGCGCUUGGGCAUAGCGAAUCCGGAUGAUGCUCAAGCCAUUUGGAGGGAAAUCUUGAAACUGCGGCUCAAGACCGGGAUUCUGGAAAUGAAGGAGUUUCAGUUGCGAGACAAGCGAAUUGCCAACACUAAGUUGACGACUUCUACCAACUCCUGAAGGGAUUGAAAUCCUGUCUGAUUGAAUCUCGGAUUCGGUUUUUUUU